UGACCACGUUAGUUUACGAAGCCGAAAUCAGCCAGCCAGAUACGCGAUGAUCUCCUAACAAAAUGAUCGUGAUCUGCUGGAAAAAUCUGUCCGACACAAUCAUGUCGAGCAGACGAGUCUCGGCGGUAUGGCUCACCUAAACGAGCUGUGUCUUUUAGAGCAGUUACGUGUUUCUCGCUGGUGGGUGACACAUUUAUUGGGACGCUACAGCAGAUCAGUGUGGAAGCGGACAGAGACAAAGAGAAAAGGCUUUCAUAGCUAGAAUGCUUCGGGCCUAAAAGAAGCCAAGAGGAAAUACAGCAGCGACGAUUGAAGUGUGAAAGCUGCCGAUCAAGAAACUGUGCCUCAAAGUGGACGGUACUAAACGAGAGGGAGCCGUAGCUGGGAAGAGCCAUCGAGUUGUCUGGAAUUUUCUCUCAAUCCUCUUCCAAUGGUUCAUUGGUUGAGGCCAUGGCCUCUCAGUCAGGAUGAACGAAGGUCUUACGGAUGUGGAACGACAUGAAGCAACAUGAACCGUGAAGACCGGAAUGUGCUCCGUAUGAAAGAAAGGGAAAGGAGAAAUCAAGAAAUCCAGCAGGGAGGAGAGGCCUUUCCAGCUAACUCCCCCCUCUUUCCUGAACCUUAUAAAGUUUCCUGCAAGGAAGAUAAACUCUCAAGUCGCAUCCAGAGCAUGCUGGGAAAUUACGACGAGAUGAAGGAGACCAUCGGUGAACCCCCAAUGUCCAAGCUCAUUCCCAAAGCCUCCAGCUCCUCCUCCGACGAUAAAUCUGGCCAGUACAGUGACCAGCGCGGAGGCACCCAGAGUCAGAACAGUAAAUGGACUCCAGUCGGCCCGGCUCCUGGCGGCGGCAUCACUUCCACGUCCUGCUCUUCCUCCUCCUCACAGAAGCGUUCAUCUGUGCAGGGCAGCAGCCAGCGGUCUAGCAGCGGCGGUCAGCGGCACGAGCGAGACUACAGCAGCAGUGGCAGCAGCAAGAAGUCCAGCAAGCACGGCUCCGAGCACAAGUCCCACUCCACCUCCAGCCCGGCCAAGGGCUCCAUGAGCUCCGUCAGGGACAGACGACAAAAGUCGCCCAGAGACAGAGAAGCCAACUGGGACUCACCCUCAAGAGUUCAUUCCUUCUCCAGCGGACAACAUCCCAGCCAGACCUUCCCACCCUCACUCAUUAAACCUAGCUCCAUGCUCCAGAAACCCACCGCCUACGUGCGGCCCAUGGACGGCCAGGAAACGGCGGAGCCCAAGACCUCUUCGGAGUCGUACGGCCAGUCGCACAGCAGUGCCGUGGGAGAAAUGAAGCCCAAUGGCAAGGCUUCUCUCACCAAGCUCAAGAUUCCCACGCAGCCUGUCGAUGGUUCAAUGGGAGGAGAUGCGAGCUGUGUUGAUGAAAUUUUAAAGGAAAUGACUCAGGUCUGGCCUCCUCCACUGACAGCCAUUCACACCCCCUGCAAGACGGAACCUUCCAAAUUCCCCUUUUCCACCUCAAAGGAUGCCCAGCACCUGUCUUUUGGGGCACAAAAAAAAAUCUCAGGGAAGAGCGCAUCCACCAGUCACCCGUCAAAGCCAUGUGACAGCGACCAGUCCAACACGCUGCAGGACGAUCUGAAGCUCAGCACCAGCGAAGACAGUGAUGGAGAGCAAGAUCCUGCCAAAAACACUUCCCGAAACACCUCAGCAAGUAACAACAGUAAUAACAGCGAGGGUGCUGAACGAGAGGACACCAGCAGUCACAGCGGUUCGGAGAGCAGCUCCGGUUCUGACAGCGAGAGCGAGAGCAGCUCUACAGACAGUGAGACCAACGAACCGCCUCGUACUGCGUCACCUGAGCGGGAACAGCCCACUGCUAACAAAUGGCAGCUGGACAACUGGAUCAAGAAAGACAACAAGUGGUCCCCAGCUUCUCCGGUGGAGAACAGCAGCACGACGCCAACCAAGUAUAAGAGAGAUGGGCGAGAAACCAACUCGAGCAGGGUCUACAGUGGCCCGGGAUCUAAAGACCCGACACCCUCUUCCGGACGAGAUCUUCGGCCCAACCAGAAGGGGUCAGACAGCUGCCAAAGGCGAAGUCAGAAGUCUCCCGCUCAGAGUGAGGGCGGAAGUCAGGGUGGGCGACGAGUUGUGGGCAAGAAGCAGCCCAAAAAGCCAGAGAAGCCGCCUGUGGUAGAGGAGCCAAAGGGUGGGCUGAAGGUGGAGACCGAACCCUCGCCCGAAAUCCCGUCGCACAGAGCCCGCGCGGCCAACAAAGGCCCCCGCAAGCCCAACAUCAAAAAAGAGCCCAAAACCUCCUCUCCUCGACCGGCACCAGACAAACGCAAGAAAGCGCCCAAAAAGUCCCGUGAGAUCGUAGACUCAUCAUCAUCGGACUCAGAGGGCAACAUAAGCGUUCCCUCUUCUUCGCAGACGCCGAGAGAGCAGUAUGCCGAGAACCCGUCCGUCCUGUUCUCGCCCAUGCUUUCCCCACUGAGUGACCCAGAAGGGAGGCCGCCGCCCAGACUGCUGGUGCAGAUAGACCUCAGCCUGCUGACCAGAGUACCUGGACGACUGUACAAGGAAACAGAGGUGAAAGUGGAGAGGAGCUCCCCUGCCGACGGGAAAGAAUUCCAGAAGCAGCCGGGAGAAAAGGGAGCCAGCAAGGGGAAGAGAAAACACAAGAAUGAUGACGACAGUCUCAAACCAGACAGUAAGAAGUCUAAACCGGAUGAGAAGUCUUCACACAAAUCGAGCAGUAAAGACUCAUCUAAGCGUGCUCAGGAUAAAGACAAGGAGUCUGCGCCCUCUCCUUCCAUUACUCUGCAGCCGACAGCCAAAUCAGACCACCAGGGACGCAAGCGGACCCUGAGCCAGUCCUCCAACUCUGUACCCAGCAGCGCCAGCAGCAAAGACAGCAGCAAGAGCAGCUCCACCUCCAGACACCGCAAGGGCGACGAAAAGCAGUUACGCAAGGAAGCCAAGGAGAAAAUCUCUAAAACGGACAAUACCAUCGCAGUGCCGCACCUCUCUGAUGGCUCUAAAUCUAGAUCCAAACUCCUGUUUGAGGACCGGGUUCAUUCGGCUGACCAUUACCUGCAAGAAGCGAAGAAACUGAAACACAACGCGGAUGCUCUGAUGGACCGGUUUGAGAAGGCCGUGUACUACCUGGACGCUGUGGUGUCUUUCAUCGAGUGUGGAAACGCCCUGGAGAAAAGCGCCCAGGAGGCAAAGUCCCCCUUCCCCAUGUAUGCAGAAACUGUGGAACUCAUCAAGUACACUAUGAAGCUGAAGAGCUACAUGGCGCCAGAUGCAACUUCUGCAGACAAAAGGCUAGCAGUGCUGUGCCUGAGGUGCCAAGCGCUCCUGUAUUUGAGGCUGUUCAAGCUACGGAAAGAAAGUGCACUGAAAUACUCUAAAACGCUCACUGAACACUUGAAGAAUUCGUUGAGUAAUACCCAAGCUCCAUCUCCUGGAGUAGCAAACAAAACGGCGGGAAUGCCGUCUCCGGUCUCUCCCAAGCUUUCUCCUGGCAGUGCGGGCAGCUACUCCUCCAGCAGCUCCAGCCAAAGCGUCAGCUCCUCCGUCACCAUCCCUCAGCGCAUCCACCAGAUGGCAGCCAGCUACGUACAGGUCACCUCUAACUUCCUCUACGCCAUCGAGGUGUGGGAUCAGGCCGAACAGCUCGCCAAAGAGCAGAGAGAGUUCUUCACUGAACUGGACAAAGUAAUGGGCCCGCUCAUCUUCAACACCAGCAGCAUGACUGACCUGGUGCGGUUCACGCGGCAGGGCCUCCACUGGCUGCGGCUCGACGCCAAGCUCGUCCAGUAGAGCGGCUGCGCUCUUUCUCCGUAGCCCCCCCCCUCUCUAUGCCUACGCAAAACACUCACACACUCGAUCUGCCUCAGACAUCUCUGUGACACUGUGUUCAUUUCUACACCAGCUUGCCAAAUAAAAAAAAAACGAAAACACUCAGCGCCCUGCUCCUCCACCACAGACCCUAUAAGAGAGGAGGCGGCCGGAUCGCAUGUCUGUCUGCAGAGCCUUCAUACACUGCAUUGUCCCGCUCAUAUCAUUGGCUCGUUUGGGUAAAAAAAAAGCCUCUUUUCUUACUUUGACUGUAAUGGGUUUUGUUGUUUUGCUAGCUGUAAGCAAACAUGAAUAAUAAUUGGAUGUUUAUAGCUUUUUAUUUCAACCAAAGUACCUCCCUUUAACCAAAGGUGCUUUAAAAUUGAGGUUUUAUCAUUUUAUUGUGCCUUGUAUUUGAUAUACAGGAAACUAAGAGACACAAUAUCUUGAAAUACACAUCUAGAGAGGUUGAGGUGAGGGUGUGGAUUGCCAAAGGCUUGUGAAACGAGAAUAAUGGCAUGAGAGCGCAUCUCGACUGAUCAGAUGUGCAGGCUUUCCUCCUUUCGUCUUGUUGCAUACCAGACCAAAAGACUGUUCGGCACCAUAUCAAGGCAUUAUUAUUAUUAUUAUUAUUAAUCUGUUUUGUUUUGUUUGGCCUGGCUCAUCCGCAGAAGCCACUUGGUAAGAUGCAGUUCUAGCCUGUCAGGUUUGUAUACGUCACUACUGCAAAUUCCCAGGCCGAGAUUUUUUUUUUUUAUAUAUAUAUAUAUACGAAAUGUAGCGCUCGCAUAGGUGUCAGUUUCUCACCGUCGAUUUUCUGGUAUUAAACGCAGGAGUAUUUUAUUACUGUGGCUGACGCACCUGGCCUAAUAUAGAUUUUAUUUAGAUAACAACAUGGAUUUCAUUCUUGGAUUUUCGGCAUGGAUACAGGGUUGCAAUACGAGAUGAGAGACGUAUUUCUAUUGUAUAUGAAAAUAUCAUAUUUAAAUAUUUAAUGUGAGUCUUGAGGUUGCCUUUAUAGUGUCAUAGUCACCUGUGUGUUGCAGUUCUUUUUAAAAGAAAUCAGUCAUGCGAGGAUAUAUUUAUGAAGUGUUCUGUUGAGAAUAGCGGUUUAUAUAUGUACAUAUGACAUAGUUAUUUCAGUGCAGACCGGCUCCCGCUGUCCAUACGCAAGGAAAAUCAGAUCAGAGAAGAGGAAGGUGAAAAGUCAAUCCACAAUAUAUGAAAUGCUGGAAACAUAUCGUCUCUUGCACUAGGAUCUUUCCUCUGAUUGGCUCCCAAACUGUUUCAUUUUUAUCGUAUUUGUUUCCGUCUAUGCAGAUGUCUCUUGAUCGGUCCUCGUGAGUAGUUCAAAUGGAAACUUCUAGAGGUUCAAUAUUUAAUGGCUUGUCAUGUUAUUGGGCCUCAACCUUGCAGAAGAAAUCAUUUUUUCAGAGAUUUGGUUUGAGGGAGUCAAUAAAUACAUUCUCUUAUAGGGGUGAGGAUUGUUAUGGAAGCUUGUUUCCACCAUGAAAUAAAAAAUAUAAAAGGUAAUUGUGACUUUUUAUCUCACAAUUCUGACCUUUUUCUCGCAAUUGUGAGUUUAUAUCUCAGAGUUUAAAAAGUCAGAAUUGUGAGAAACUCAAUACUUUGAAAAAAGUCAAAAUUGCGACUUUAUAUCUUGCAUUUCUGACUUUAUACCUCGUAAUUCUGAUUAAAAAAAGUCAGAAUUCUGACUUCAUAAGAUGUAUUUGUGAGUUUAUCUUGCAUUUCUGAGGAAAAAAGUCAGAAUUACAAGUUAUAAAGUCAGAAUUGCGUGAUAAAAAUUCGCAAUUGCAAGAAAGUCAGAAUUGCAACUUUAUCUCGCAUUUCUGACUUUAUAACAAUUCUGACUAUAAUGCAAUUAUGACUAUCUCGCAUUUCUGACUUUAUAACUUGCAAUUUUGAGAAAAAACUCAGAAUUCUGACUUUAUAAGAUGCAAUUGCAAGUUUAUAUCUCACAAUUUUGAGAAAAAAAGUGAGAAUUGCGAGUUAUAAAGUCAGAAUUGUGUGAUUAAACUUGCAAUUGCGUGAAAAAAGUGAGAAUUGCGACUUGAUAUCUCACAUUUGACUUUAUAACUCCCAUUUCUGACUUUAUAAUGCAAUUCUGACUUUAUAACUUGCAUUUCUGACUUUAUAACGCAAUUCUGAUUUUAUAACGCAGUUCUGACUUUAUAUCACGCAAUUGCGAGGGGAAAAAAAGUCUGAAUUGUGAAGUUUUUACUUUUUUUUUUUUUAGUGGUGCAAACAAGCUUCCAUAGUUAGUUAAUUGUGCUUUUAUGUAAAUGAACUCAUGCACUAAUGUGGUUUAUGUACCAGAUUCAUGAACAGAAAGUAACUGCAUAUGAAUAUGGUUGGCUAAAAUGAUAUUCCCAUGGCCUUUUUGCUUCUCAAGACAUGAAGUUGUUGCUGUGUCCUUUGCUUUUCUUUUCUUUUCUUUUUUUCCCCUCAUGUUUUUACUGGUUUUAUCUUUUCUACUAGACUUCAUGAUAGUGCUUUUAGAGGAUUAGAUUGAUUUGAUUUAAAUUCGUCUUUAAUUUUCUUGCUGAUCAUAACUUUACCCAGGGUGAGAUACCUUUUUUAUUUUAUUAUUAUUAUUAUUAUUAUUAUUAUUAUUAUUCUUUCAUCCAAUUGAAAAAUAACACUCGCAUGUUUCUAUUUAAAUACUAAGCUGUACAGAUGUACAUAAAAUUCUCUUUUAGGGUAAAUUUUUACAACAAUUUAACAUUUGUAUUAAUUGUACAUAGAAUGUGAAUAUAUUAAAUGCACAUUUUUUCGUUUUUCAACAGAACACUGUAUGUUGGUAAUGUCAGUACGAUUGUUCCAGUUUCCUGUGCUAUAUGAAUACAGCUUUCUGUCAUUCAAAUGUGAUGUUGGUCAGGUUGAAAUGGGCUAUAGAUGCAGUGGAGGAUGAGGAAGAUCUGCUGUCACCCAUCUAAACGUCACCAGAUCUCCAGCUGUUCUAGAUGUCUGUAUGUACUUCAUUUGAUAGUGAUCUCAAAGCAUUCAUUGGCAAACAGUAUAAGAUCAAUUUAGUUUUAAAAGUAUUGAGAAGAAAGAGAUUGACGAAAAGAAAUCUACAUAUAUAUAUUCGUAUAUGGAUGCAAUAUGAUCUAUGAUUUAAAGGUACUCUUAUGAGCCUCGAUUAUCCAAACUUGUAAUAACUUGUAAUUUAAACUUUUUUUUUUUUUUUUUUUUUUUUUUGGUGAAGUAAGUAUUACUAAUGGAUUUUCUGAGUCUGUUGCGAAUCAUCUUUGUAUUUUGCUGUAUUGAGAAUAAAACAUAUAUGAUUAAAAAAAA
Messenger RNA from Ctenopharyngodon idella (grass carp), 7132 nucleotides. It is a transcript of the gene aff4, whose product is annotated as AF4/FMR2 family, member 4. The coding region runs from base 509 to 3796 and encodes 1095 amino acids. Lineage: Eukaryota; Metazoa; Chordata; Actinopteri; Cypriniformes; Xenocyprididae. Gene Ontology annotation, biological process: regulation of gene expression. The transcript has 22 exons. The record is from RefSeq and is a predicted model, not a curated record. Gene Ontology annotation, cellular component: nucleus; super elongation complex.